Andrographis paniculata is the source of this 2291-nucleotide messenger RNA. RefSeq names its product rust resistance kinase Lr10-like. NCBI's taxonomy places the organism in Eukaryota, Viridiplantae, Streptophyta, Magnoliopsida, Lamiales, Acanthaceae. The coding region runs from base 93 to 1988 and encodes 631 amino acids. The transcript is spliced from 5 exons. The record is from RefSeq and is a predicted model, not a curated record. Gene Ontology annotation, biological process: protein phosphorylation. Gene Ontology annotation, molecular function: ATP binding; protein kinase activity.
UCACAUGUUGACUUGCAGUAUUGCAUUGACCCUAUGCAUUUCCUUCUCCCUACCAUUUGAAUGUAAAAGUGAGCAAGCCCAUUGUCUUGAUCAUGUCUCCUGCGAACACCUUCUUUCCAAUUCCCACAAUGUUCAUUCUUCUACUUUUCUUUACUUUUAAUGAUUCAAGUAAUCCCACCAAUUCCUUGUCUUGUGGUAAGGACAGAGUCAACAAUUACCCUGUCAAUGUGACGGUAGGAUACAUUUCCUGCAGCGAUCGGUUCCUGUUAGAUUGCCAGAACAAUCAGACUGUUCUUGUUAGAGAUUCAGAAAGGUAUUUUGUUCAAGAAAUCAGUCGCAAGAAAAAGAGAAUAAGGAUCGUUGACAGCAGCAUACAGACGAGAAAUCUUUCCUCUUGUCCAGUAAAUUCCAUCAACAAUGAUGUAUGUUGGAACCACUAUAGUUAUGACAGGAAAAUCCUUGUUUGGAAUGCAUAUGUAGCAUUCAUCCAUUGUUUGUCGGCUAUGAGUUCUGUGAAAUAUGUUAAAGCUCCAUUCUGUGGCAACACAAGAAAUACAUAUAUCAAUUCUUCGAAAGUAUACAGUUAUGUCAUGGUUGGAGAAUAUGGAAAAGUCCUGCAGGUUUCGGAUUUAGAAGAGUCUUGUACAGUGGACAGAGUGGUUUUAGUUUCGAGACGUGGAUCUACUAUGAAGGAUAAUUCUUCACUGGCCAGCAUUUAUGAAGCUUUGGCUUACGGAGUAGAACUUCGGUGGUCUAAAGAUCAUCAUUCAACUUCUUGGUGGUGGAUGUGGCCAGUAACCGUACUUUAUUAUGCUUCAUGGUUGAUAGCUGCCCUCGUACCUUUAAAGUUUAUAAUUGGGUUCCCUCUCUUGAUUUGGCUUGUGGUGCAUACAUGGCGGAGACGUCAUUUAUCCAUGGAUAAAAGCAUUGAAGACUUUCUACAUGGACAGCAUAACUUAGCCCCAAUAAAGUAUACUUACUCUGAGAUAAAGAAAAUGACCAACAACUUUACCCAAAAAUUGGGGGAAGGAGGUUAUGGAACGGUAUAUAAAGGAAAACUUCGCAGUGGUCCUCAUGUUGCAAUAAAGGUGAUGGACGAAUCGAUCGCUAGUGAGGAAGAAUUCAUUAAUGAAGUAAGCACUAUCGGGCGCAUCCAUCAUGUAAAUAUAGUGCAACUCAUUGGUUUUUGUGUGGAACGUAAAAAGAAUGCCUUGGUGUAUGAAUUUCUUCCCAACGGUUCCCUUGAAAAAAACUUAGACAGCCUUGUCUUCACAAUUGAGAAAAUGCUCGAAAUUUCACUUGGAGUGGCGCGUGGGAUCAACUACUUACACCAUGGAUGCAACAUGCAAAUUCUCCAUUUCGACAUCAAGCCUCAUAAUAUACUGCUCGACGACAACUUUGAUGCCAAGAUAUCUGAUUUUGGACUUGCGCUGCUGCAUCCCACUAAUGAGAGUUGCAUAAAUCUACCGGCCGCAAGAGGAACAAUGGGAUAUAUGGCACCUGAGAUGUUCUAUGGAAACAUGAGCCGCAUCUCCUACAAGGCUGAUAUCUAUAGUUUCGGAAUGAUGUUGAUGGAAAUUCUAAGUAGAAGGAGAAACAUUAAUCCUUUCGCUGAAAACAUGGGGCAAAUACACUUUCCAUCAUGGGUAUACGAUGAGCUGCAUGCCGGAAGAGAUAUAGAUGUAAAGGAUGCAACAGAAGACGAGAAGAGAAUAGUGAAAAAGAUCAUUAUAGUGGCAUUAUGGUGCAUACAGAUGAGGCCAUCAGAUCGGCCUCCCAUGAACAAAGUAGUAGAUAUGCUUGAAAGUGAGAAUGGACCACAAAUGCCUCCAAAGCCAUUUGUAGCUCCGCUUGAGAUCUGUAUGGCCUCUUCCGAUCAACAAAGUUCCUACAUUUCAGGCCAACACAUUCUGUUCCAAUUUGACCUUUCUGGUCUGUUGAAGAAAGGGUGGUCUUUUUUCUAUUGGGAGUACUCUUUUCCUGGCUAAUAUUAUUUGCUAGUAAAAUCUCCAUGGUCAAACCUUCCUAGUAUAUUUUGUGCAUUCUUGCUCUGCAUUGUAUCCCUUUUGUUUGGCCUUCUCUAUUGGCAUGUAUUUUUUUUCUUCUUUGCUCUUUUUGUAAAAGAUUUUGUAUAGGGUGGUGUAUACUCCCUUUUUAAAAUGUACAGGUGAGGUUCACCUUAAUCUUUUUCAUAUUACUAACCAGCUUGCUACCAAGAAUUUCCUGUUACUUCUCUUCAUGGAAAUUACAGCACCAAUUAGAUUUUACUUCAACAAAUAAAAAUGUUUUUG